Suillus subaureus is the source of this 582-nucleotide messenger RNA. RefSeq lists its product as uncharacterized. The coding region runs from base 1 to 582 and encodes 193 amino acids. The transcript is spliced from 2 exons. The record is from RefSeq and is a predicted model, not a curated record. NCBI's taxonomy places the organism in Eukaryota, Fungi, Basidiomycota, Agaricomycetes, Boletales, Suillaceae.
AUGGUUAAUGUCAAUGCCGCCUUCCCAUUUAACCUCCACAACCAGUCACUUGGCGAUCCUCCGUCUCGCAGUGUCUCAGGCGGAACCCUGGAUAGCAGUCGGCAGGCCUCGCGAUCUCCUGCACGUCAUUCGCUACACACGAGAUACUCGAGCACUUCGCUGCAGCGGGAUGCGGAAGGUCCCGCUUCUCAGAGCAAUGACGUAGUGGAAGGAAGAGGUGACCCGCACAAGCCGAUAUUAAAUGUUAGGCUUGUAUCAACUCCAGUGAGCAACAGUGCAAACAGGGCAAUUAAUAGCAUCUCUCGGGGGCGACCAGGGCGUGGGAUCGAACAUGGACGAGUGAUGGUUGUCAGUGCUGACCACAUUUCUCAUCCUGACGAGGACGACGAAGAACAUGACCAUGUGGCUGAAGACAGUGAUGUGCUGACACCUCCUCGUCCACAAGUGUACACGUCUGAAAGAGAUGCAGACAAUUCAUCUGAUAGUGAUCCCUCCAAACCGUCUCCUGUUGCCAAUGUCAUACAUACCGAGGAUUUUACGAUUCGUGACGCUGGUGCUAUAUCACGUUCCUGGGGGGACUGA